Molecule: messenger RNA, 5780 nt
Organism: Bubalus bubalis (water buffalo)
Lineage: Eukaryota; Metazoa; Chordata; Mammalia; Artiodactyla; Bovidae
Gene: CLCN1
Product: chloride voltage-gated channel 1
Exons: 22
Coding region: 56-2923 (955 amino acids)
Biological process (GO): transmembrane transport; chloride transport
Cellular component (GO): membrane
Molecular function (GO): voltage-gated chloride channel activity
Source: RefSeq, a predicted model, not a curated record
UGUUCUGGGGGGAGGGUGGGGGCCGGCAGGCCGAGGCCUGGCCGGGGGUGGGGGCAUGGAGCCGUCGGGGGCCCAGCAGCGUGGGGGCGAGCCCAGCUGGUGGGGCAGCGCCCCCCAAUACCAGUACAUGCCCUUUGAGCACUGCACCAGCUACGGACUGCCCUCCGAGGACGGGGGUCUGCAGCGCAGGCUCCGGAGGGACGCGGGCCCCCGUGCCACCGCCCACCCCACACAGAUCUAUGGCCAUCACAAAGGGCAGUUCUCAGGCAAGGAGCAGGACAACGAGAUGCCCAUGACGAUGGGCUCCAGCGCUUCCAUGGACAGCAAGGACGAGGAUCACUAUUCUAAAUGUCAAGAUUGUAUGCACCGCCUGGGACUUGUGGUGAGAAGAAAGUUAGGGGAAGACUGGAUCUUUCUGGUGCUUCUGGGGCUCCUAAUGGCUCUGGUUAGCUGGUGCAUGGAUUAUGUCAGUGCCAAAACGCUUCAGGCCUACAAGUGGUCCUACUACCAGAUGCAGCCCAGCCUGCCUCUGCAGUUCCUGGUCUGGGUCGGCUUCCCCCUAAUCCUCAUCCUCUUCAGCGCCCUCUUCUGCCAGCUCAUCUCUCCCCAGGCUGUCGGCUCUGGAAUCCCUGAAAUGAAGACAAUUCUUCGCGGGGUGGUCCUGAAGGAGUAUCUCACCCUCAAGGCCUUCGUGGCCAAGGUAGUGGCCCUGACCGCAGGACUGGGCAGUGGCAUUCCUGUAGGGAAAGAGGGCCCUUUUGUUCACAUUGCCAGCAUCUGCGCGGCCAUCCUCAGCAAAUUCAUGUCGGUGUUCUGUGGGGUGUAUGAGCAGCCAUACUAUUACACUGACAUGCUGACGGUGGGCUGUGCCGUGGGAGUCGGCUGCUGUUUUGGGACACCUCUUGGAGGAGUGCUGUUUAGCAUCGAGGUCACCUCUACCUACUUCGCUGUGAGGAACUACUGGCGAGGAUUCUUUGCAGCCACAUUCAGCGCCUUUGUUUUCCGAGUGCUGGCCGUGUGGAACAAGGAUGCUGUCACCAUCACAGCCCUCUUCAGAACCAACUUCCGAAUGGACUUCCCCUUUGACCUGCAGGAACUCCCAGCCUUUGCGGUUAUCGGCCGCCUGCUCUAUCCUGGAAUCGUCACCUUUGUCAUCGCUUCCUUCACCUUUCCACCAGGAAUAGGGCAGUUCAUGGCCGGAGAGCUGAUGCCUCGGGAAGCCAUCAGUACCCUGUUUGACAACAAUACGUGGGUAAAACAUAUCGGGGACCCUGAGAGCCUGGGCCGGUCAGCUGUGUGGAUCCACCCCAAAGCCAGUGUUGUAAUUGUCCUCCUCCUCUUCUUCAUCAUGAAGUUCUGGAUGUCCAUCGUGGCCACCACCAUGCCCAUACCCUGCGGAGGUUUCAUGCCUGUGUUCGUGCUCGGAGCUGCAUUCGGAAGGCUAGUAGGAGAGAUCAUGGCCAUGCUUUUCCCAGAUGGUAUCUUAUUUGAUGACAUCAUCUACAAGAUCCUACCUGGGGGCUACGCAGUUAUUGGAGCAGCAGCUCUGACUGGCGCCGUGUCCCACACAGUCUCCACGGCCGUGAUUUGCUUCGAACUAACGGGUCAGAUUGCGCACAUCCUACCCAUGAUGGUGGCUGUUAUCUUGGCCAACAUGGUGGCUCAGAGCCUGCAGCCCUCCCUGUACGACAGCAUCAUCCAGGUCAAGAAGCUACCCUACUUGCCUGACCUUGGUUGGAACCAGCUCAGCAAAUUUACAAUCUUUGUUGAGGACAUCAUGGUACGGGAUGUGAAGUUUGUUUCAGCUUCCUGCACAUACGGGGAGUUGCGAAACCUGCUCCAGACCACCACAGUCAAGACUUUACCACUGGUUGAAUCAAAAGAUUCAAUGAUCCUGCUGGGCUCCGUGGAGCGGUCAGAACUUCAGUCCCUCCUGCAGCGUCACCUGUGUCCCGAGCGGAGGCUGCGGUUGGCCCAGGACAUGGCAAGGAAGCUGUCUGAGCUGCCCUUUGACGGGAAGGUGCGGCCGGCGGGGCUGGGGCGCUCUGGUGUCUGGCCCCAGGGUCGACCCGAGUCCUUUGUCUUUGUGGAUGAAGAUGCAGAUGAGGAUCUCUAUGGGAAGCCCGAGAUGCCUCCUCUGCAUCCUUCUCACCCGCUUCCUACUGAUCCACUGCCCCCCGAAGAGCCCAAUGGGCCCCUGCCCAGCCACAAACAGCAGCUGGAAGCACUGGAGUCUACAAGUCCAAGACCCUCCAUCUUUCGGUCCCUGCUUCGCUGCUUGCUAGGCAGAGCUCGCCCCAAAAAGAAGAAAAUGACCCAGGAUUCAACGGAUUUAGUGGAUAACAUGUCUCCUGAAGAGAUUGAGGCCUGGGAGCAGGAGCAGCUGGGCCAGCCUGUCUGUUUUGACUCUUGCUGUAUUGACCAGUCCCCCUUCCAGCUGGUGGAGCAGACGACUCUGCACAAGACCCACACCCUCUUCUCCCUCCUGGGCCUCCAUCUUGCUUACGUGACCAGCAUGGGGAAGCUGAGGGGCGUGCUGGCCCUGGAGGAGCUGCAGAAGGCCAUUGAGGGGCACACCAAGUCUGGGGUGCAGCUCCGCCCCCCUCUUGCCAGCUUCCGGAGUACAACUUCCACUCGGAAGAACACCGGGGUCCCGCUCCCUCCUGCAGAGGGCUGGAGCCUGCCUGAGGACGGAGCUGGGGCCACUAGAGCAGGGGACGUGACCCCUGCCUCCCCAGAGACCCCCGUGCCAUCCCCCUUCCCAGAGCGCCCCCUCUCUGGGGCUCUGGCCAAGGCAGAGAGCGAGCUGGAGGAGCUGGAGCUGGUGGAGGGGCCAGGGCCCGAGGAGGAGCUGGCCGACAUCCUGCAGGGCCCCAGUCUGCGCUCCACGGACGAGGAGGAUGGGGACGAACUGAUUCUUUGACCCGCACUUCCUCACGAAGACUGUUCAGGGACCCAGGAGAGUGCGCACAGGGUGCACGUGUGGGAAAGUGUGCUUCCUAAAGCUGGUGGGCAUCACAUCAAUACACGGCCUCUCCUGGGAGUUUUUAAAAAUGUGAUCCUUGGAGGAUGAACUGGAAUUUGGGCAGGGGGUAGCCUUGGUCAGUCAUUUGGGCCAUGCCCUCCCAACCCCAGAUAGGCGGUGGAUCUGUGUGAAGGGCCCCUGAUAUUCCAUGGGCUUCCUGAGUUUGCCCGUGUGUGGGUGGGGAAUACCUGCCUCUCCCGUGCACCCCCCACAACCCGCCCUCCCCCUGCCCCCAGGGUUCUUGUCCCAGUGCCUCCCCGGCCUUGCCCAUCCUCCCAUCAGUUCCCCAGGGGGUGGGUUAAGGGAGACCCAAGAUGACUGCGGUCCUGCCUGUGGCAUGCUGGAGGAGGAGACGGGACCACCUCAUGGCCUUGUGGACUGAUGGCCCUUGAAUGUACUCGCAAACCGUCCACAGUGCCUUCUCUCAGAGUCCUCCACCCUGCCCUCCACUUGCCCGCAGCCACUCCCUGAAAUUUGCCUCCAGACUCUAUUCUGGCUCCUACUAGAAAGUGAAGUUGCUCAGUUGCGUCUGACUCUUUGCAACCCCAUGGACUGUAGCCCUACCAGGCUCCUCUGUCCAUGGAAUUUUCCAGGUGAGAGUACUGGAGUGGGUUGCCAUUUCCUUCUCCAGGGGAUCUUCCCAACCCAGGGAUCGAACCUGGGUCUUCCACACUGCAGGCAGAUGCUUUACCAUCUGAGCUCCCAGGGUCUGGCCUCAAUUUCUCCUGCAGGAAAAGGCCAUUCCUACUUCCCCCUCCGUCCUCCAUUUAGGCAGUGAGACAUGCAUACAGAGCCUAUUCGGGGAAGAACCUAGAAAAGGGAUGGUCACGGUCACGGGAAGGCUCUGUGUGGAAGGGGCGGUACCUUAUGGCUCAACAGUCACCAGCCCUGAUGGAUUUAUUUUACUCCCUCUGGCAUCUCGAAUUACAGCUUCCUCACCCUCCGGUUUCCAGGUCACUCCCUCUCCCACUGUCGUCCUUGAUCUGUCCUGCCCAAGGGUCAGCUCUGUUCUUGAGCUGAUCUAGCCUGGGCUUCUCCUGCCCAGAGCCAAGGCUCAGGGCAGCUGGGCCACUGGUUCACCCCCACGCUUCUUCGGGGCUGGUCCUUUGUAUUCCUCUCCUAGAGGUUCAGUGUUGAAAUGGCCCAGCUCUUUGAUACCUCAGGCACUUGGGAAGUCAGAGACCCUUAUCCUCCCCAAGCCAGUGACAGGGAGCCUGCCAUUACCCUGCCUUUUCUGCAAGUGGUCCCAGGUGCUCUUGAAUCCAUCCCCAAGGCUUUCGUCGCUCCCUUCUUUUCAGUUGAGUUCAGCCGCUCAGUCGUGUCGGACUCUGAGACCCCAUGGACUGCAUGCAGCAUGCCAGGCUUCCCUGUCCAUCACCAACUCUCGGAGCCUACUGUUAUGCCUCCUUUAAUUCUUUAGUUGUGCCCAUCCCUGGCAUCCUCCUCCUUCCCGCCCCAUGCCCAGCCUCCACGGCCUCCCAAAUAAGACACUCAUAGCCGAAGGUGCCACCACAGUGUUUAGUGCCAUUGAACACAGCCUGGAACCAUCUCCAGCAGGACACCCCUUCCGCCUCCCCAGGGCCGAGAGAGAGAGGCUGCAGCUGGGGAGGGGCCUAGCCGUGGGCCCUGGAGCCCCUGCUCCUGUGUGUAUAAUCUAUAGUAUUUAUAUAUAUAUUUAUAUAUAAUUCUCUCUGUAAUAUAUGUCAUAGAAUCUCUCUUGGGCCUGGGGUGGAAAUGUCACAUUAAGAAAACAUGCUAAGACUGGCCAUAAAAAUGGAUAUUUCCCAGACCUGGAAGACGGAGUAUGGGAUGUACAGGUGGGGGCGCGAGGAGAGGUAAUAACUCAUUCACCAAGAUUCCCUCCUUAAGAGGAAGGUGUGGGGGUGGGGUGGGAGGCGAUGGGGGGAGGGGAGGAAUGGAAGAUUGCGAUUUUCCUUUAAUAAAGUGAAUUGAAAAUGAAAGUGCACCCCUCCCACCAGAAGAAAAUAAUUUAGCAAGAGCAGUUUCAUUCACAAUGAUAUAAAGACAGCCCCAUUCUGGGGGCUGUCCUAAAACGUGCUGCACAGCCUUUAACCCCAAAGAAAAAGCAACCCUCCCCCACCCCCAGCAGCCUCUUCCGGCACAUGCCCCUCCCCUCCCCCUAAAAUAGGCUACAAGCAAACCCCAUGCACCCUGGCCCCCAGCACCAGAGAGGCAGUCCCUCCCUUGGAAGAAUCUUAAGAGGGUCCCAGGCCGGCUCCUCGGGUUUUCUCCCUCUUCAGAGCAGAGGGGGAGCUGCUUGCAAAGUGCAGACCCCGCCCCACGAGACCUCUGGUCUGCAGUGUUGCCAACGCCCCGCAGAGGCAGAGCCCCACCCCUGCUCACGCUCACAUCUGAACCCUGCUAGAAUCCUUCAGAGUUUUAGCCAUCUUUUGGCAGGACUGGCAGGGACCGCUGGGCUUCCUCGGGGAAGGAGGAAGGAGAGAACGCUGCUUUAGAUGACCUUUCCUGACUCCGCAGGGCCCUGAGCGGAAAAGGAACUGUCGAUGAAUGAACCCGCUCCCUGGACUGGAUGUCCUCUGCGGUCUGGGGGUGGAAGAUGGGGCACGAAGCGGGUGAGAGUGAAGAGAAAAGGAUGAUGCCUUAGAGAGAGGGCAGGGUGCACAAGGUGAGGAGACAGGGACCCCUUGAGAGGAGGAAACCGUGACCCUCAAAACCCCAAGGAUCUGCAGCAGUGGGUGCAGGGUGGGGCCAGCAAUGUCCGGUCACAUGAUCA